Messenger RNA from Haliotis rubra (blacklip abalone), 6291 nucleotides. RefSeq names its product zinc finger and BTB domain-containing protein 20-like. Lineage: Eukaryota; Metazoa; Mollusca; Gastropoda; Lepetellida; Haliotidae. The record is from RefSeq and is a predicted model, not a curated record. The transcript is spliced from 4 exons. Bases 163 to 1800 code for a protein of 545 amino acids. Gene Ontology annotation, biological process: regulation of transcription by RNA polymerase II. Gene Ontology annotation, cellular component: nucleus; chromosome. Gene Ontology annotation, molecular function: chromatin insulator sequence binding.
CCCCGUUCCGUUACUCUUUUGUGUGGAGGACUGCUGAAAAGAAUUUGAGGAAAAUGGGGGAAUGCGGAGUAUUUUCACGUUUAAAACCACCAAGGCAUAAUAUUGCUCAUUGUGACCUUUGACACCGAAAAGAGCACAGAGUGACCAGACGAUGUGAGAACAAUGAACGACGACACAACCACUCGGUUCAUCGCAUCCCUUGUGAAAUCUCUACAGUCCUUGUGUCAUGGAUAUGUGGAGUUUGAGAAGAACAUUGAGAUUAUCGGACACAUCUAUCUCAAUAUUGACAGCCAACAGAAAUAUGACUAUGUUGUUAAUGAACAAGUGUGCAAGAAUGACGACGAGUCCCAAGCGAUGUUUGUCAGCAAUAGCUUCCAUGCCCAGCCUCCACGGACCACUGUGAAGACUGCUAGGCAGUGCAAUGCACUUGACCUCAAAAUCCAGUCUGCCAAAGACAAUAUAGGUAUCGACCUUUCCACAUUCCAGACCGAUGUAGGUCAAGGUCGUUCCGCAUCCCGCGAAAGCUCACAAUCACUUUCUGCAGGAUCGGAAACAGGUUCAGUAUCAGGAAAUGUUCCAAAUCGUGAGCCAGGUGCAUCCCCUUCCCUCCACUGUCAAAAUCCAGAACGAUCUGUUUCGAGACGGAAACGACAUUUGCAUGACCUUUCCUCAAAGCCCUCUCCUGAUGUCUCCCCAUCUAGUCGAAUCCGAGACGGGGAGAGGCGCGACCACCAUGACAAUACUUCGUUACGUUCGCAAUAUACUCUUGGUGCUUCUGCCUCCAAGCUCGCUCGGAGGAUAAGUAAUGAACUUGAAAAGCAGGGCUUAGCUACCCCAGCUCAGAUAGACAUUGACGGUGAAAUCCAUGCUCGAUUAUCUGCUUCAAACGAGACUCGUUUUGGUCGCAAUGGCCAAGGUGCAUCUCAGAGACAGUUUUCAGAUGAUUCGUCCAAACACAUAGACUCUACAAAAGAUCCCCCGGAGAAGUCUGAGGGGCAGUCAUUUGCCGACAGUAUUGAUCUUAGCCGAGUGAAAGAGGAAGUGAUUGAAGAUGAGAGCCUGUUUGAUCAGCUUGACUGGAACCGAACCACACGUGACACAGACCAAGAGACUUAUGAUCCUCAGGCAGAGGGACACGAAGCCUCGGAAGAUCAGAUUGUGGCCGAAAACCUGGCUGCAGCAGCCUCCUCAUCCCUCUAUCCUGUCAUGAUCCACCAGAACACCGCGGGGCUGCCCAUGCCAGGCUAUGGAUCCCCCGUCUUUCCACAGAACUUCAGUGAACCCACCCACACAAUGUCCGCAAGCUCCUCCCCCAUCGCUUCCACCAGUGGCCAGCUCAGUCCCGGGGCCGUCUUUGGAGGGCGCCGGACACAACCAGGAAACUCCGGCCGAGGAAGAACCUUGGAAAAUUACGUGGAAUUUGUGCGCCCAAGUAAUUAUCCAGUUGGCCGUGGUCCGUACUCUGCUUAUAGGGAAAAACUGAAACAAGAAAAUCCAGUAAAAUGGAUGAAUUUCAUGUGGAGGGAAAGAGAACGUGUAAAAAAAGAACGGGCCGUUUUGAAAGAAAGAGAUGAUGAACAGGCGUUGAUGAAGAAGGAAAGAAUACGUAUACAGAAUCGGUUGCGGAAGCGGAAAGAGAGGCAACGAAAACGCGAACGUGAACUGAUGGCAAUUGUGAAAACUGAAACAGACAGUGCCCCAUCGGAUGCACAAUUGCGAAAUGCAGAAGAAUGGAGGAAAUCUGAUGUGUUUCUUCAUUCGUCCUUUAAGCACCAUGCUGGAUGUGAUGUGAACUUGUAGAGUACUCUGAAUAGAAACACGUGUAUGUUUGCAAGUGUCUGAAUUUACACGUAGUACUCUAAACUGGAUCGCCACGAUUUGACAGUUGAUCAAGGGCCUGUUCCUUAAGUCAAUCUCUGAUCGUAAUUUUCAAACUGCAUAGUUUACAAAAGGCAGACUGUUGAGGUCACUUUGGAACAGGACCUUGGUGAAAUUGUUAAUGACUGGACCAGUUUGAGUAAGUGUAGCCGUUACUGUGUGACUGCCAUCAUAGUAUUGUGCCUCUCGGUACGUGUGCCCUUUUAGCCACAUGCAUUUAUAGAGCAGCAUGCAUUCUGGGUAGUAAAGUAGGUCCCUGCAAUCAAUGCCGGUCGUAAACGGCAACUGACUUGACUAGGUGAUUAGGCUUGGUGAUUUGGUUCUACGCAUGCCAUUGCAUCUCAGUGUGUAGAUUGAUGCUCAUGAUGUCACCCACUGGGUCGUCUCCUCAUGACUUUAUUAUGUCCAGGAGGCUGAAAUGUUGUUGGAAUAUUGUUAAAUAUUUCGGCUUUAAGUACAACAAUCAAAUAUAUACUGUUUGUUCCAAGGGAAAUAGUGUACAAACAAGAAGUGUUAAAUUUUGGAGGCAUUUUAUAAAUAAGGAAUGCCUUAGUAUUGACACCUAGGUAUCCCACUUUCAGGGAAUUUUAGUUUGAGACCAAGAUUUGGAAGGUAUAGAGAUAUUUAUAAGAAAGUAAUCAAAUAAUGUUUUUUAUACAUUUAUAUAUUUUCUUUUGUUUUCUUUACAAAAUCAAAACAUUUUGCAUUUAUCCAAGCAUCUUUUAUCAGUUCAGCAAAAGGAUUCUGUAUUGAAGACACAAUAUUGACAUGAUGUAUUAGAAAUCCAUUUACGUACACAUUGUGAGAACUAUUUAUGAUUUGUUUGCACAAAUUGCAGUGCUAUUUAUGACACAUAGAUAUCUAUUUAUAAGGACAUGUGACUAACACUGUUGAUUUAUUGUUGUUGUGUGGAUAUAGCAGUUUUAUAUUCAUGUCUGUACAGUAUUAUUGAAUGUUGACAACGGUACCACCUAGUGAUAUCUUGCAAUAAUCAACUAACCUGUGGUAAUAUAGUGCCUUAAGUGUUCAGCCAGGGAACAGGGGGGUUGUGUUCACCGCAGUAUAUGUUAUAUGUAAUCGUCCUUUGGGGAUUCUGUGUUAGAAUAGGGCUCUAGAAACAAGGUCACAACAUGAGACAAAGUGGAUUGGGCACUAAGGCUUGAGCAGAUUGUGGAUUGGGUGGUCAGAUUUAAGGCUACUGUGUGUAUUGGGUGGUUAGAACUGAGUUGAUUGCAUGGCAUUUCAUGGCACCUCAAGGUCUAUUCUCAUUGUUUCUUCAUGCUAUAACUAUUAUGGAGGAAAAACAGUACAUUAAUUCGCUGUACAUGAGGGAUGCAGUGAGAUUGUGCUAAAUUUGAUUGUUUGUGCUCAUUUGUGACCAUUGGUUGGUCAGCAGUCAAAGCAGUCAAUUGACAAUCUUUUGCAUGUCCAAACAGUUUUCCCAAGCCUUUCUGCUUUGGUAAAGAAAUCCUUCAUGAAAGGUCUGAUUGCUUUAAACAUGGUUUCCAGUGAUACGGUGAUAAUGUGAUCUGACAUUUGAUUCCCAGAAAUAAAGCUACCAUAUUUGAAACUAUGUAUUUUAUAAAAAAAAAUGAUUACAAAUACAGAAGGAUCCUAGAAGAAUUUCUUAUUUCAUGCUCGAGCUGAGAAAUUCUUGACUUGACCAGUCAUUCUAGACUUAUUGGGGUUCCUUUUUCUAAUUUAUUCUCUAAGGUCUGGGAGAAAGAUCCCGCUAUUUUCUAAAGAACCUCAAUUGUAGAGUUGGUUAUGAGAGAGAAGGACCUUAAGAAACAAUAAAUAAGUUUUUCAUUUGGAAUGAUGACUUUUAAGUUUGCAAGUUGGUCAGAGAUGUAUUCAUUCCCACACCCUAGCUUUAACAGGGAAACAUCGGUUCCAAAUUGAGUGGAUCGAUGCUCAUGCUGUUGAUCACUGGAUUGUCUGGUCCAGACUCGAUUAUUUACAGACCGCCACCAUAUGGCUGGAAUAUUGCCGAGUGCGGCGUAAAACUAAACUCACUCACUUCAACAGGGAAAGCUUCUAGGACUGUGGCUUUGUGCCUCCAUUAGGCUCUGUAACAGAGUCCCAGAAAUAUAGUUCUUAUUUCAAAUGUAUGCAAUAGAAACUACAAUCUAAUUACAAACCAAGCAAUGUUUAAUUUUAGAGACUGGCACUAGACUUGACAAAUCAUUGUAGACAUGGAUUCAUUAUUCGAUUUAGAUUCUGUGGCCUAGGCGACUAUCUUCCAUGUGUAUUCUUAUAUGAUCUUCAGAGAUUGAGCUAUGUAUGCUUGGUAGUGACUCUGUUUCCUACUCUCUAGCCCAAGAAGCAAUCAGCUUCCAUGCUGAUAAUCAACUUAAACUUUGUCAGUCAUCGGUAUGCAAUGGAGAAAGCAAUAACAUCCUGAUAGUCCUUAUACCUCAUUGGUAAUUUCUGUACUUUUUUUAUUCCCUUUUAUCAUUUUCUCAGUUUUUGUCAUGUUAUUGAGGCAACAUCUGUCACUCAUCUUUGUGAUAUCUUUGUGUAAACAAUGGAAAAUCCGUUUUAACUUUGUUAAAGGGAGCUCAUAUUAGCUUGAUCAGGGGAGAAUUUCAAAAGUUUGUUUUUUUGUAAAUGUAAUCAUGUUGAAGUAAAGGUUGACAAAUUGUCCGUCCAAGAAAAUCACCUUUUCAGGGAUAAAAAAAAUAAUGGCUUUCAUUGUCUGGUUCUUUUGUGGAAAUGAAAAGAAUGUCUGUGGUUGGUAAACAUCGGUGAGUUUGUGCCCCGUCCAAAAUGUGUUCAAGUUGAUGUUGCUCCAUUACUUGGAUUAGCAAUGACUUGUUUUGUGUUAUUUUAUUUCUACCAAAUAUCUACAUUUUCACAAAGAAUGUCCACAAAUAUGUUUUAGCAUGUUUACGGGGCAAGUGUGAUAUGUCUCAAAGCUUAUGGAAUUACUGUUUUAUUUCUUCAUCAUACUCUUGAAUUGCUCCCGUAAGACUGUUUGUUAGCUGGACUGAGUAUACUGGGAUGUUCAUAUGUCUUGGAGGUUAUUGUGGUGUUCAAGGUGUGUUUUCUAACAGUGAUGAAGCAGGACGAGACUGAUGUGAAUGUACUUGAAUUGUUUCCUUGUUACGGAGGCUGUAUGCCACACUUAGAACCAGUACUGCCUUUUUACAAGCUUCGGUUUUUGCUGUGCCAAAUAUUUUCUGUUUUAGUAUGUGCUUUUCAUUUUAUUUACUUAACGUCCCCAGUCCAAUAAAACAGCAGUUGUUGUCAUUUGUGUUAACUGGGCUGAAGUUAGACACUUGUUUUACCAUUGACGUGACUGAAUGCCGCAGAUGCUGUGAGCGCUGCCCAUGUUGUGUAGAUUUGUGUAUUUAAUGGUGCAAGUGUUCCUCUGUUGUUAACUAACAAUCAUGUAAAGGAAUCAGGAGAAAUAGCUGAGUUUUUCUGCGACAAUUACCAACGAUAUAUGAUUUGUAUAGAUACUCAAUUGCGUGCCAAGGAAAGGGUCUCAAGGACAGAGUCCCAGUUGCUCCAACUUACCUCCCUUUGUUCUUUGAAUAUAUAAGAUGAAUUUUCUAACGGUUAGGUACCCACAUCUCAAAGAGAUCUUCAAAUACAACCACCGAUUUGAUUUGUGUUUUCUUGAAAGAGUGACUAUGAACUUAUGCUGGAUUGAAUUCUAAAAUUAUCUUUUCUUUGUUUUGUUUUUUCAGUUUAUUUUUAUUAUUAUAUUUUAUUUCGUAGUUCUUGUUACAGAAACAGACUAAGCACCUUUUUCAGAUGUAUAAAUACACAUAUGCUGUUAACUAUCUUAGAUUAAUAGACAUAUAUUAGUAGCUGUCUAUAUGCAAGUUUGUUUGAGAUUGCUGAAAGAUGAGUUCUAAAUUAAGGGUGUUCCUGUUAUCGUUCAGGUUUUCACUUACACUAUUUUGAAUCCGGGGACCUUUCAGGAAUUUGGGGUACGAACAGAUCUUCAUUGAUGUUCAUAAGGGGCAAUCAAAUGGAUGGAUGCUCAGGCUAAGUAAUUUGGUAGAGAGCGUGUCCUUGACAAAAUGUAAGGUUGCUCAUUAUAUUGAUCACUGGAUUGUCUGGGUUAGACAUUUAAUUACUGGAUGCUGUCAUUUUGCUGGAAUAAUGCAGAGUGUGGCGCUAAACAUCAAAAUCAUCAAAUGAAAUCCCAAUAUGCUUCCACAUUUGAGCUUUGACAAGGCCCCUUUUGCAUACAUGCCCAAUUUAGAAGUGUGGAUGUAAUAUCCUGUUUGAAUUGUGUCCCCAAGUUUAACAUAUCUUGCAGACUACAGCUGAGGAAUGCUGUUGGUUUAGAAGGUUAGUGUUGCUGUAUGUUGAUACGAACAUGUUGUUACGUUGAUUUUGUGUGUACUUAGAAAGAUAUUCAAGUAGCAUAAUAAAAGUGGAAAGUGGUAAACUUCA